CUUGUCUUAUUUGUUAUUAUUAUUGUCGUCGUCAUCCAUUAUCGCGACUACAAAAUUUAAAUUGUCCGCGGCGGGCAGCCUGCUUAAAAUUCGACUACUCGAGGUUGGUAUCGAUUUGUCUUUGAUGCUUGGUCGGAAGGUUUUAGCAGAAGAAAACGGACGAGCUCCUAACAAUAAAUUUAUCAUUUUGUGUCAAACUAACCUAUAAAUAUACUGUGGUGUGUUUGUGUUGUGCUCUUUAAGUCGCAUCGCCAGGCAUCGCAUAUAUACUUAACAUGAAUAAAAUCCAAUCCUGAAGUAAGUAGUAAAAGAUGAAUAAAUAUUUUAAGAACGAGAAAAAUACAACAAAGUUUUGGCAAUAGGUAUCAAAGUGGAUUUUCGCAGAGCAAUUAAGCUUGUACUGGCUUAAAGCAUAAAAACAAUCAUGGAUCACUAUAUUAUGCAAUUGAGGAAAGGCUGGGCCCACCAGGAUGGCAACUAUUUAGCUACUCUUUUGUCUUUACGUUUAUAUGGACAUUUGCGUACUAGUGCUGAGAUGUACAUGAAAAAGGCAGUGGAAGUGUUACCCUCACCAUUUGAUGAUCUUGUAUACCACCACUUCAAAACUCUGGCAUCUAUGAAUGGAAAUGACAUAUCAAUGGUUUACUUGCAUCACAGUGCUUCAGUUCAAACUUUGGUGAGGAUCUUACAAAACCAGAAAGAAGAGAAUUGGAUGCUGCCAGUUAUGAACAUCAUGUGUUUAGAGUUGAGACUACUAGCCAUGAAGACAGAAAAGUCCAAGAGAAAUAAGAAUCUCAAGCCUGGUGAGAAUUUGGAAAAAUGUGCCGAGUGUCUUAUGAGUUGCUUCAGAAUUUGUGCUGCUGACAAUCGUAGCUCCGAAGACGACACAAAAAGAUGGGGCAUGCUGUCUCUCGUCAAUCAAUUGCUCAAGGUAUACUUCAGGAUAAAUAAGCUGCAUUUGUGUAAGCCUCUUAUCAGAGCGAUUGAAUCUUCAGUGUACAAAGAUCAUUUUUCUCUGGCUCAACAAAUAACCUACAAGUUUUUUGUUGGACGCAAAGCCAUGUUUGACAGUGACUACAAAUCUGCUGAUCAGUAUCUGACUUAUGCAUUUCAACACUGUCACAAAAAAUCGAAAAAAAAUAAGCGGCUAAUACUUAUGUAUCUAAUACCUGUCAAGAUGCUACUUGGUUACAUGCCUCAACAAAAACUUUUGAGGAAAUAUAAUUUGAUGGAAUUCAGUGAUUUGAUCGAGGCUGUAAAGAAAGGUGAUUUGCAUAGUUUGGAAAAUGUAAUGUGCAGGCAGGAAACGUUUCUUAUUAAUGCUGGAAUAUAUCUGAUUGUUGAGAAACUUAAGUUGAUAGCUUAUCGUAAUUUAUUCAAAAAAGUUUAUUUAGUGUUGAAUACUCACCAGAUAGAAAUAAAAAGUCUCCUUUGUGCUCUCAAAUUGUAUGGACAGAACGAUAUAGAUAUGGACGAAACUGAAUGUUUAGUAGCUAAUCUUAUCAAUGAUGGCAAAAUCAAAGGUUACAUUUCUCAUCAGCAUAAAAAAUUAGUUAUUUCUAAGCAAAAUCCAUUCCCAAGAUUAUCCUCGUUGGUGUAAGCAACUCGAUGAAUUUAAUUGUAAAAUGUAACAUUGUAACGUAUAUUCAGAGUAUGAAGUAAGAAUUGAAAAUUUGAAAACUGUAAAAUAUUUUUCUCAAUAAACCCGCUACAAGGUCUAUCUAAAGUAGUCUUACUAAUGAGCGUUCCUAAUU
Copidosoma floridanum is the source of this 1754-nucleotide messenger RNA. RefSeq names its product PCI domain-containing protein 2 (gene PCID2). Lineage: Eukaryota; Metazoa; Arthropoda; Insecta; Hymenoptera; Encyrtidae. Gene Ontology annotation, biological process: poly(A)+ mRNA export from nucleus; post-transcriptional tethering of RNA polymerase II gene DNA at nuclear periphery; transcription elongation by RNA polymerase II. Gene Ontology annotation, cellular component: transcription export complex 2. The record is from RefSeq and is a predicted model, not a curated record. Gene Ontology annotation, molecular function: double-stranded DNA binding; RNA binding.